Mucor mucedo is the source of this 1599-nucleotide messenger RNA. Its product is annotated as PHD-zinc-finger like domain-containing protein. The transcript is spliced from 8 exons. Gene Ontology annotation, biological process: regulation of transcription by RNA polymerase II. Bases 1 to 1599 code for a protein of 532 amino acids. Lineage: Eukaryota; Fungi; Mucoromycota; Mucoromycetes; Mucorales; Mucoraceae. The record is from RefSeq and is a predicted model, not a curated record.
AUGGCCGCCGACGAACAGGACGCAUGUAAUAUUUGUGAAGGUGACAAAUCCACUACUAAAAACCCCAUUAUUUUUUGCGACGGCAAAGGAUGUAAUUUGCCUGUGCACAAAAUUUGUUACAAUGUGCAAGAGGUGCCUGAAGACGAUUGGUAUUGUCAGCGAUGCGAAAACAAAAAGAGAAAAAAAGCGACAAUCAUUGUUUGUUGUCCUAUUCAGACAGGUGCUGUAAAGAAAACAACUACUGCUGGAGAAUACAUGCAUGUCGUAUGUGCCAUGUGGAACAAGAACAUCAAGAAUGAAAUUGAGCCCUAUCCCGUCACAAAGACUUUACUAGACAAAGACACUUGUCAUUACUGUUCACAGAAAAAGGGAGUUUGUAUUCGUUGUGAAGAACCAAAUUGUACAACUCGCUUUCAUGCUACGUGCGGCAUCAAUAACAGUGUGAUCCCGCCUUCUUCUUCUGUCCCUGCUAAUUUCAUUGCAAAAUGUAGUGAUCAUUUAACAGUUCGGUAUCGUAAAAAAGCUCCCAAGGGUAAACGCCGUCUUCGAAGAAAUGAUUCGGAAGAUGACUCGGAAGACGAAGAAGAUGACGAAGAAGAAGACUCCGACGAGGAAGAAGAGGAAGAAGAUGAUGAAGAAGAUGAAUCGGAAGAUGAACGACAAAAGAUCAUUCGAAAGACUCAUAAAACUAAAUCUGUAUCCGCGAUUCCCUCCAAGAGACGCGCUUCACCACAAUCGUUAUUCCCAGAAGAUCAACACAGUUCCGAUGAUAAUAAGCAGGACAAUGAUAACCAUGGCAACGACGAUGACGAUGACGAUGAUGAUGAUGAUGAUGAUGAUAUGGGUACAGCUUCUUCCGCAAAAUCCAAAUUCAAUCUAUUUGGAAAUAAGUCAUCACAUAGUAAUAUAAAUAAUCACUCGUCAAUGCAUGUCACACCGAGUUAUAAAGAAAGAUUAGAGGCGAAAAGAAAGAAGUCUGCCUUGGAGUUAAGACCUUCAUUAUCAGACGACCGAAGACCUCUUACAGCCACACCUCCACCCUUGGUUACACCAAAACAAAAGUUGCCAAAUAGAGCACACCUUGCCUCUUCUUCUUCUAAUAAUAAUACGAUGACUGGUACAAGACCAGGUAGUACACCGCCCACAUUAACAAAGCGCUUUCCAACGGGCCCUGGCAUUAUUAAAUCCAUUGACGAGCUUCAACGCUGGAAUGCGCCUUCUAAUAACACAACACUUCAACAUCCCCAACCCACUACACCAAAUGCUAUUCCAACCACCUCAUUUUUCGAAAAUGAAAUCCGGAAUACAGGACAAAGAAAGCCGAUGGACUGGAAAUCAAUGAAUGUCGAGAAGGAAGAAUUGGCACGAGUCAAGGAAGAGAAUCGACGUUUAACAGAGUUCAAAAGAGCCGUGUCCGAAGUUUUGAGUGCUUUAAAUGUACCUGUGCCAGCAGGCACAACGCCCGAUGUCGACCAUGUCGAAAGUUACGUUGCUCAAUUACAAACAAUUUUGCGACGCGUAGGUCCCAUUCGUGAGCAAGAACGCAUUCAAAUUCAAGAAUGCGUUAAAAGUGUUGGUCAUAACAACACGAAUCAAUAG